AAAACGGAAUUCCGGCACAGGGUGGCCCUGGGGGGCGGCCCCCCGUGUCCCCGCCGAGCCGGCCGCGGGGAGCCGGGGGAUCACCCGCCCGCGGUGGCCGGACACGCAGGGACCUGGGGACGACCCCUUCGAGCAAACCCGCCCCGGGACAUCGGCCCCGGCAGUCUUUUAAGAGCCCUUGAUUGAGGAAAAGGAUCAGAGCGGUGUUCAUAAGAAUGGAGGCACUGUUUCCUUGCCAGAUUGCUUAUUGCUGUAUCUCAUGAGCCUACGUAAUCUUGGGGAAGAGCCUGUGAUUAAUGAUGACAAACCUGUCACCAGUAUAGCAACAACUGUCUGACGGCAAAAACAAAUACCAAUAAAGAAGCAUUUAAACUUAUAUUCAUCAAAGAAGUCAUUUCAGCCAACAACUUCAGCUGCAUUUUUUUUCCAAGAUGAACCGAUACACAACCAUGAGACAGUUGGGGGACGGCACCUAUGGGAGUGUGCUGAUGGGCAAGAGUAACGAAUCUGGGGAGCUGGUGGCCAUCAAAAGGUGGCAAAAUCAUGUGUUUGUUUUAUUCUUCAGUUUCAUGAAAUGGGGGAUGGGGCCUCACCUGCGGAGACCUAGGAUGAAGAGAAAGUUCUAUUCCUGGGAUGAAUGUAUGAACUUGAGAGAAGUUAAGUCUCUGAAGAAACUUAAUCAUGCCAAUGUGAUUAAACUGAAAGAAGUUAUCAGAGAAAAUGACCAUCUUUAUUUUAUAUUUGAAUAUAUGAAAGAAAACCUCUAUCAAUUAAUGAAAGACAGAAACAAGUUGUUCCCUGAGUCAGUCAUCAGAAAUAUUAUGUAUCAAAUAUUGCAAGGGCUGGCAUUUAUCCAUAAACAUGGUUUUUUUCAUAGGGAUAUGAAACCAGAAAACUUGCUUUGCAUGGGUCCAGAACUUGUGAAAAUUGCUGAUUUUGGACUUGCGAGAGAAUUAAGGUCACAGCCACCAUACACCGAUUAUGUAUCUACCAGAUGGUACCGUGCUCCUGAAGUUUUAUUAAGAUCUUCAGUUUAUAGCUCUCCCAUUGAUGUGUGGGCUGUUGGGAGUAUAAUGGCUGAACUGUAUACAUUAAGACCACUUUUCCCAGGGACAAGUGAGGUUGAUGAAAUCUUUAAGAUUUGCCAAGUUUUAGGGACUCCCAAAAAAAGUGACUGGCCAGAAGGCUACCAGCUUGCAUCCUCGAUGAACUUCCGCUUUCCCCAGUGUGUUCCUAUAAACUUAAAAACUCUUAUUCCCAAUGCCAGUAGUGAAGCUAUUCAGCUUAUGACUGAAAUGUUGAAUUGGGACCCAAAGAAACGCCCAACAGCAAGCCAGGCAUUGAAACACCCAUAUUUUCAAGUUGGUCAGGUAUUAGGCCCUUCCUCGCAUCAUCUGGAAUCGAAACAGGCUUUAAAUAAGCAGGUGCAACCACUAGAGUCGAAGCCAUCCUUAGCUGAUCUGGAACCUAAGCCUCUGCCAGACAUAAGUGACCAGACUGUCGGACAAUCCCAGCCGAAAAACAGCCACCAGCCGCUGCAGCCCAUCCAGCCGCCACAGAACGUGAGCGUCCCGCAGGCGCCAAAGCCACAGAGUCAGCAGAAACAGCCACAAACACUGUUUCCAAGUAUCAUCAAAAACCCGCCAGCCAAGGCAAAUGGCGCACUGGGUCAUAAAAGUGGUCGGAGGCGCUGGGGUCAGACCGUGUUCAAGUCUGGAGAAGGUUGGGAAGAGUUUGAGGACUGUGACUUUGGAGCCUCCCAUUCCAAGAAGCCAAGCAUGGGUGUUUUCAAAGAAAAGAGGAAAAAAGAUUCUCCAUUUCGUCUUCCAGAGUCACUCCCCUCAGGCUCCACCCACUCACCAGAGGAAAACAAGAGCGUACCUGCUGCUAUCUCCCUAAAAUCUGAUUCUGAAUUGUCAACUGCUUCAACAGCUAAACAGUACUACCUGAAACAAUCAAGGUACCUUCCAGGUGUCAAUCCCAAGCAUGUGUCCCUGGUAGCCAGUGGAAAGGAUAUAAGUCCAUAUACGUGGAGUAAUCAGUUAUUUCCUAAGUCACUGGGACCCAUUGGGGCAGAACUUGCCUUCAAAAGGAGUAAUGCAGGGAAUCUUGGAAGUUAUGCUACUUACAAUCAGUCAGGAUAUAUUCCUUCCUUUCUCAAAAAAGAAGUGGGGUCAGCCGGCCAGAGGAUACACUUAGCACCUCUUGGUGCAACAGCUUCAGAUUUUCCUACAGGUGGAGCUAGGAGAAAAGAAUACACAUGGAACACAAAAGCUGGUCGGGGGCAGUUUUCAGGACCUACUUACAAUCCUACAGCCAAGAAUCUAAAUAUUAUGAACCGCGCACAGCCCAUUCACUCAGUGCAUGGGAGGACAGACUGGGUAGCCAAGUACGGAGGCCACCGGUAGGAGUCCGGUGUGAAGCCCCACAGCAUUGCUCCACAGAGCCCCUGCAAGUCCCCUGACCCUGGGAAAUGUCUACAGAUGUCUAUUUCUACUGAGUUCUGGAAGAAAUAUGUGAUAGUGGGUACUCUGAAGAGCAAAAAUCAUCUCCUAUUUUAUUUCUCUCCUAGAAAUGAAAUGCAUUCUCUUAGCAUCGUUGCCCACAGUGCUGAUAUAUGGGUAGGACUUUAUAAAGUAUUGAAUAAACUAUUUGCCAAAGUAUCAAGUAUUUGAUCUACAAAUUAAUAAAUACUUAGUAUGAUAAGCUUUUGAAGAAAUGCCCCCAGAAAGUAAGUGUUUAGAGUGCUUUAGUUUUCAUUUGUUGUAUAUUUGCCUAAACUAUUUAAUAUUUCAUUGAUUGGCCUCAGGGUUGUUUUGGUUUUUUAUUGCAAUUAGGUAGACCUCUGUGGGCUGUCAGUUACGGUUCUUAUUUGGCUAAGGCUCUACUCUACCACUUUGGCAAUGGCAGAAGGAUGGUAAUUUAUCAUUUUUCUACUUUGUAAUUAUGAAAACAGUGGUAAUUCCAAUCUUGAGCAGGAUAUCUUUCUUGGAAAUAAAUUUGUCUGUAACGUAGAGAUUUCAAAAUUAUGCCAUCUGAUUUUAGUGGAGAAAGAGUCUGUUGUUUGAUUUUGACCAAUACAACUGCUAAGAAUUCAUGGUGACUAUCAAACCCAAUGGCUUGAUGACUCUCAGGGUUCUCUCAUCUUCACACCAUUAAGGAAGUUCUUGAAACUGUGAUGUGUGUUCACCAGGCUUUCAAGAUACGCUGUUCCUUAUUCCUACCAGACAUAAAGAUGAGGUAUGCCAGCUGGUUCCCCAAAGCAAACUGUUGCUGCUGCAGGCCACUGACUCAGCUCUGACCUUCACAUUUACUCAGAAGAGUAAAUGUACUUAGUUGCUAUAGCAAUGACUUCACUUACUACUUUUUUUUUCUUAUUUUUAUUUCUAAAUUGGUAUUUAAAAUAGACAUUUUGAACUUAGGACUAUUCUAUUUAAACCUGCCAUUUUAUAGACCAGACAUUAGUACUGUAUAUUCUUAUUAAAGAAUAAUAAUGUUAUCAACUGCAGAUAUUUUUAUGUGUUUUAUGACUUUGUAACAAAUGCUAAUGUAAUUGGUAUCAUCUUGUGGACAUUAUCCAAAGGCACAUUAUAAAAUAAUAAUAAUAUGGUAUUUUUGUACAGAAAUUCAGCUCACCGUGUUGAAAAAUGUUAAAAUGUAAAGAGUAAUUUAUGUUGGUAAUGGUGAUAUGUAUUUGUACAGUUUUAAUUAAUGUCUCAAAGCUAAAAAAUUCUUUUGUGUUGCCAGCAAACUUUUCAACUCUGAAUAGACAUUAAAAUUUAUCUGGUUAA
Molecule: messenger RNA, 3791 nt
Organism: Equus quagga
Lineage: Eukaryota; Metazoa; Chordata; Mammalia; Perissodactyla; Equidae
Gene: MAK
Product: male germ cell associated kinase
Exons: 16
Coding region: 432-2408 (658 amino acids)
Biological process (GO): intraciliary transport; cilium assembly; intracellular signal transduction
Cellular component (GO): cytoplasm; nucleus; cilium
Molecular function (GO): ATP binding; protein serine/threonine kinase activity
Source: RefSeq, a predicted model, not a curated record